GUGAUUCGGUGCACGGUGCCGCAACGAGAUUCCCAUCUUUCCCGGCCGCGCCGCGGUAGAGCGAUAGAAGAGGGGCGGUACGGCGGUACGGCUGACCGGUCGACCGUCGACCGUGAGGUCCGAAGGCAAAUGGUGUCGCGUCACGAGAGCGCGAUCGUACGGUGUGAUCGAACGCGGUAAUGAGAGAGCUGUCACGGUGCAACGGCGCGGCAACGGAGCGAAUCCUCCACAAUGGUGGAUAACAGUUGCAUUAUCGAGGGGAACGUCAAGUUUCGCGACGGCAAGAAGUGGAAGUCAAGAUGGUGCGUUAUGCGGAAAUUAUCACCAGUAGCAGAUUGCUUGCAUUUGCAACUUUAUGGGGAUAGUAAGGAUCGUUACAAGCAAGGUCAAACAAAAGCGUCCCUAAGCUUGCAACACUUUUUGGGAGUGGAGAGUGGUUUCACACUUGACAAAGAAUCCAAUACGAUUGCUAUAAUUUGCCAAGAUGUGACAGUCGUUCUCGCAUUUGAUACGCGAGAGCGAUUGAUACAGUGGCAAGUUAAGAUCUCGAAUAAUUUAGGUGAAGAUCAGCAAUUCUUGAUACUCAUCUCCUCGGUACCAUCAAAAGCGAAAUUCACUAAUGGGCCAGCGCAUUUGCAUAUUCAGGACCGUCGUUUCUGCAUCACCAUCGGCGUGCCUCCUCGACUCGUCGGUAUCUGGGAAAUUGCGCAUCUCCGACGAUACGGUGUAGUCGAAGGCAGAUUUUGUUUCGAGGGUGGUUCGAGAUGCGGUCGGGGGGAGGGACUGCACGUUCUAAUAACCGAUCAAGGGGACGAUAUAGUCAGGACGUUGCAUUUGGCAGCCGAGGGAAAGCUUACUACGAAGAAGCGAUCGCCGCUUGGUAGAGAACUGUCGACGCAAGACAGCCCAGGGCGACGCCAGUGUUCUCGCGCCGAGACUAGAGCCAGCGAUUUCUUCUCUUCGGUCGUAUACUCAACGUCAACAUAUGAGGAACCCUGCGACAGCUGCAAGAAUGAGAGCUCACCGUAUUGGUCAUCCGCGGAGAGUAGACAGCAGACGGAGCUUGACGGCGAUUACAGCUGCAGAGACACGAUGUCCAUUUCAGAGUUACCUGAUCAGCAGCCUGGUGGCGAGUGGCGUAGUUGUUCGCUCACUCGUCAAGGUGCAACGGGCCUCGAGAGAUGCGCAAGUUGCAUCAGUAAACUCGGUACUGUUUCGAAAUCAUCAACCUUAAUCACCACGGCUACUAUAAGCGGCAUAAGUAGUCCCGCUGCGAGCACGUUGAACAAUUUAUGUCACUUACAACCCCGUACUUUCGACCGGCUUUCUUUGUCCUCCUACAGCAGCAGUAGUCAUGAGAGCGAUUAUUCUAGCUCGCAACAAAUCGAGUGCCAGUGUGGGCAGUCCAAAACCGCCCAGUCUCAGACGGCACAAACGACGACGACGGCUCGUCAAAUGUCACCGAGCCCGAGCAUGUUACCGCCGAGACCGCCGAAACCGUCCCAACCAUCUUCACUGCCAACAACUAGCCAGUCCGUCAUUGCCAAGAAACCUAAAAAACCACCAAUGCCACUGCCUACCGAACAGCAAAUCUGUGUGCACGCUCGAAAACAACCAACUCUGCAGACUCAGCAACAAUCCCUACAAUCUCAACAACAAUCCCAACAACCCGUAGCACGCGGUACUGCGGGACCUUACGAGAACUAUGACAUUCCGAAAACGAUUCUGGGACAUCAUAUGCUAUUGGAGCAAGGUCCGCAACCGGAACAGUAUUACGAUACACCAAGGAAAAUAAAAGAAUGUCUCACAUUGCCGAAAACUUAUCCUAAUUACGAUACACCUCAGGUGCCGCAGGCUGUGGUCCUGCAAGGAUGUGGAUGUCCUGCGAAACUCACAGUACAGUCACCUAGAUCUUCGGGAUGUCCUUGUCACAAUGUUAUGAGCUGGGCCGGCUUUGUUUUACCUUACUGCCGACGCGGUGCGGGAAUUGAACCUACCGGUGUCACGGUUCAUCCCGUAAAGCUUUCAGGUGAGGGCAAAAUGCCAGUGGUAAAUGCCAGUGGAGAAGUUGCCAUUUAUGCAACAGCCAAAAGAAUAAAUAAAAAUGAUUUAACUGACGAGAAAGUUACGGGGAACUGCGGCUGUGCCACGGAAAAUAAAUCGAACAAUUACGAAAACGUUGAACCAGUAAUAGACACGCAACCGGAAGCAAAGCAAGCGAAUUAUGUGAAUAUUGAUUUUACUCAAUCACUAGAACAUUACGAGAAUAGCAAGGAUGUUUUAACGAAGAGUAGUAUCUCGCAGGAAGAGAUUGAGAAAUUCGCGAAUCAAUUGAAAGAACCAGCACCCGAAGCGCCGAGUGACAAUGCUUCGAAGAUUUGCGAAAAAUGCGGUCACGCGAAGGAAAAGGAAAACGAUUAUCUGGUCAUGGAUCCGGACAAACAAACUCCGAAGAAAUCAUUCCCCGCUUAUUUACCGAUGCAACCGGCUCACAACGCUUGUUCAAAGGAGAUUUUGUCAAGACUUUGCAGUGGUAUUAAGAGUUCCAGCAAUCCGACAUUAUCGGGAUCCACAUUGCUCGAGGUGAAUAAGAAACGUUCUGACUCGGAGUAUCGGGUGCCAGGAUCGGCAAUGUUGUCCAGCCCGUACCUCAGGCGUCGUUUUCUGGACGUGGGUAAUAUUGAGUCCGGUGGUAGCAUAGGUAUACUUCUCAGGAAACGAUCUUAUUCUGCGGAAUCCGCACAUUACCUGGACGACGAGAGCCACACUUUUCCGUCCACGCUUACCAUCCACAAGUGCUCGAGCGAAACGGAUAAGAAUUCUUUAAUAACCGGCGAGUCGCAUAACUCAUGCAACUCUGAAAGCAAGAUCAGUAGUAAUCACGACAGUGGGCAGAUAUUGACAGUUGCGUCUCAGCCGUCGUUCAUUAAGAUCCGACGCUCAUCGUCCGUACCAUCCAAGACCGGGCAUAAUAGAGAUUCUUCGAGCAGCAACGAUUCUGGCGUCUCUACCGGUUCUCUGAGUCACCGAACAGCAGAGUUUGUGGAGUUUGAGUUAUCAUUGGCGGCACCCGCCGCCUCGGCAGUAAAGCAGAAUAUGUUAUCUAUCUGUAGCAAAAGCCCACCGCCCACAUGCUAUCACAGCAGCCUGCCGAGGAAGUCUAAAUCCAGCGAUCCUCUCCGUGAAAUUUCCUUUCAGUUCCAGAAGAUCAAGAUACCAACGAAAUCUUCAUCCGCGGAGGCCGAUAUACCCACGUGUUUACCGAAGACCACGAAGGGCUUCAACAGCCCCGGUGAAGUUUCUAAUGCACCUUAUAUCGACUCACGAAGUACUAGCAGCGGUACCUCCGACAUGUCAGAUUACAUCGAAACUUUGUCGUUGUCUUCACACUCUUCGUCCGAUACGCCUGACAGCCUUAGAUUAGGAGGCAGAACGGUAGCAACGACUCUUCGACCUCGUAGCGGAAAGGAGUACUAUAAGAUUGAUCGAAGUAUCUUGGUGGAACAGGGACGGAUUCUCACAACGGCAUCUGCUAAUUAUGCAAAUAUCACUCCAGUGUUAGAAAAGAGCGAGUCGCCAUCACCUGGUUAUAUGAGUAGUUCACCCUUUGAGCAACCACAACCUACUCGUGAGCAUUUUCUAUUCCCCGAAGAAGCUUGAAUAAUAUUGUUUGGGAAAGAGAAUUAAAAACUUCAAGUUCCUAGGAAUUCCAAACAAAAUGAGUAAGAAUAUUCACGGUAGAAAUUAUAAUUGGGGCAUUGUGACUAUUUACACUAUACGCGGAUAUCUGGGGUUACUUACAAGCACUCUUUCGAAAUCAUUAGAUAUAUACCAAUAUAUACGUAGUAUAGUAUGCCAAAUAAUCAAAAAUUUAUAAUUCUUAAGAACACGAGAGCGCUCUUUAAUCAGAUUCGGACGUUCGUUUCAUUGAUGUUUUUGUAAAGUCUUCCUCUAAAGAGCACAAUCAUAAUCUUAAAAAAUGUAAAAAAAAGAAACAUCAAUCUAUAAAAAUCUAGGUACUAGCGUAUAGUUGAAAUAACGUCAGUAAUCAAACACUUCCUAC
This is a messenger RNA of Atta colombica, 4063 nucleotides long. RefSeq lists its product as uncharacterized. Bases 232 to 3660 code for a protein of 1142 amino acids. Gene Ontology annotation, molecular function: protein kinase binding. The transcript has 6 exons. The record is from RefSeq and is a predicted model, not a curated record. Gene Ontology annotation, biological process: positive regulation of protein tyrosine kinase activity; neuromuscular junction development. Lineage: Eukaryota; Metazoa; Arthropoda; Insecta; Hymenoptera; Formicidae.